CCUAGUUCGAGUUCAGUGAACUGAUUCAAAAAAUUGGUGAAUAUUUCUUAUCCUAAAAUGGGAGUGGGUCCAGUUAGGUUAUAAGUUGAGUUGUCAACGUGUGUACAAAGCAAUGAUUUUAAGCAAGAUAAACAUUUCCAUGACCAAGUUUCAGAUAUUUAUACGCAAUAUUUUGUGAACGUUGGCAAAUAAUACAUGUUCGAUUAAACUGACCACGAAGUUGUCCACUCGGUGGAGACAUCUCGCUAUCAGGAACUCUUGAGCUUGUCAUGCCCUUAUCAUCGGGCCAGCUUAUCUUGUUGCUACCAGUAUUUACAGACAUAUACACUUAAACAUACUUUGACUCUGAUUAGGAUGUCACGUUAAUGCGCCGUUUGCAAUAUAUCUCUCCAUUCUCAAAUCAUCCUCGUUCGAGUUUACUGAACUUAUUCAAUUUGGUAAAGAUUUCCUACCGCAAAAUGGAAGUGGGUCCAGCCGUUCCGUCAGAAUCUAUAAAUUCCUGGUUGAGGACCCAAACGUUGAAAUCCUUUCUUGGACAUGGAUCAUUCGGUUACGUUUUCCAGGCGGUUGAUCGACUGGAAAAAUCCACUGCUAUUAAAAUAAUAUUUGUUGACCCGACCGAUAAAACCUCGACGGAGCUGGAAUGUGAAAAACUACGACUCUCCCGAGAAUACAAAUUAAUUUCUGGAAAGAAACACGACAAUUUGAUCGAAAUACUUGCAUCAACCGAAAAACCUUUCGCUGUGGGGGAUGUACAAGCCUUGCUAAGUCUUCCUUGCCUUCAGAACAACUAUACCGUUUUAGAUAAAUUUCAACUCUUCUUUCUACAAGCACAACGAGGAACACAAAUUCCGACGCUCUGCAUUCAAAUGGAGGUAUGCGGUAUGUCGUUGCGUCAGUGGCUGAACAGAAAUAAUCAGGCUGACGAUCCGAAGCUCCAUCCAGUUCGAAAGCAAAUAGUUAAGGACAUGUACGAAGGGCUAAAAUAUCUGCACAACAAUAAAAUCAUGCAUCGGGACUUUCGCCCAGAAAACAUUAUGUUUUCCUUCUCUUCUACGGAAGAAGAGUCUGCCUUUCCAGUUAAAGUGGGAGAUUUCGGGCUAUGCCGAAAGCUCCAUAGCGAAGAAACGGUCACUAACACACUAACCACCAGGGUCGGCAAUAACACGUAUCGCGCCCCUGAAACAAAAUUUUCGGAUUACGGCAUUCCCGCUGAUUUGUAUUCGUUUGGUUUGGUGUGGUGGGAAGUUGUGCAGGCAAUUAGACAGAAAGAUACGGCCUCUAUGUUCGACGGGUUGGUUCAUGAUUCGGAUUCAAGUCUUGUCGUAGAGGCAAAUUGGUGGUUUCCAAAUUGGGCAAAUAUUAUUAUUCGACUUACUAAGAGACGAGUCAAGGACAGAAUUACAGGGCAUGAUGAAAUACGCAUUGAAAGUACCGUAUAUAAUGUGGAAUCGCAUGUGCAAUUCUCUGGUAUCCAAGACCUCAUUUUGCCAGGAGAUAUAGUAAAUCUUAAUAUUUCGGAUGAGAUAAGAAAAGCUUACGGUUUUAAAGUUGACAAUGUUGCUUUUAAUGGGGUUAAUCCUUCAGUCCAUCAGCAUUUGUCAUUACACAUCAGGGGAAACUCCUGUACAAUUAACAAUCUUAACUUGGGAUUUUUAGACGUGUCUGGUAAUGAUGGCAGUUUCAGUAAUGUUACUUGUGACGAUUUGUUUGUCUCAGGAAAUCGAAAUAAAUUCAGUAACAUUGAAAUCUUACAUGUCAAAUCUUACAUUCUUUAUGGUAGGCCAGCAAUUACUAUUAGGGGAAAGAAUAAUGUUUUAAAAUCUGUCAAAUGUACAAAUUCCCAUACCAAACCAAUCAAAAAUAAUGCGUACCCACCAUAUGCACGCUGGACACCUUUUGCCCAAAAAUAUGGCCCGAUAUGUAUUCAUUUGGCAGAAGACUCCCCAUCGUGUACAGUUGAAAAUGCUAAUUUUUACAAUGCAUUCAUCACUGGAACUGGACAUGUUUUGAAAGAGAUUAGGUGCACGAAUGCUAUUGAGAUUAUUGGGAAAGGCCACACCAUAGAGCGCGUAGAUGCUGCGAAUCGUAUUGAUAAGUCGACCUAAUAAAAUUGUAAAAUUGUCGGCUCCAUUUCGGAUUAAGAAUAAAAUUCAGUGCCGCUGAACCUCGACCUUCUGGACUAUGACAUAUUAUCCAAGUUGGAGCCAGAUGCAUCUUUUAAACCCCACACAAGUUUGGAAUCCGAGAAAAAUUCUAUCGUCACGAAAUUGGACCUAGAUCCCUUCGAACGCGUGCGUACCGCGGAUCAGACGCGGGUGCCAAGACUUUGGGCUAGAGUCGCUUCGAAAAGAGGAAAUCUAGAAAACUAUUUGGUUUAUUUUGAAGAGAAUUUAAUGGGCUUUCUCGGGAUAUCCUUAUUUUUCAAGAUUCAAUAAACUUAGCCGGCUAUAUUAA
This is a messenger RNA of Folsomia candida, 2457 nucleotides long. RefSeq names its product serine/threonine-protein kinase ppk34. Gene Ontology annotation, cellular component: cytosol. The record is from RefSeq and is a predicted model, not a curated record. Lineage: Eukaryota; Metazoa; Arthropoda; Collembola; Entomobryomorpha; Isotomidae. Gene Ontology annotation, molecular function: eukaryotic translation initiation factor 2alpha kinase activity; ATP binding. The coding region runs from base 366 to 2108 and encodes 580 amino acids. The transcript has 2 exons. Gene Ontology annotation, biological process: protein phosphorylation.